This is a messenger RNA of Penicillium roqueforti, 1029 nucleotides long. RefSeq names its product isopenicillin N synthase family dioxygenase. The coding region runs from base 1 to 1029 and encodes 342 amino acids. The transcript is spliced from 4 exons. Gene Ontology annotation, molecular function: dioxygenase activity. Lineage: Eukaryota; Fungi; Ascomycota; Eurotiomycetes; Eurotiales; Aspergillaceae. The record is from RefSeq and is a predicted model, not a curated record.
AUGAAGCCUAACGAACCCCCAAUCAUUGAUUUCGCCCCCUUCUACGCCAACGACUCAACCAAAGAAGACCUCAUCCACCAAAUCCAACAAGCAUGCGAACAAUUCGGCUUCUUCCAGCUAAUCAACCACGCCAUCCCAACCGAACUCCAAGCCGCAGUCCUACAACACUCAAACGAAUUCUUCAACCUCCCCUUAGAAACAAAAGAGAAAUACAACCAAGCCAUCGGCGGCUUCAACCGCGGCUACGAGUGCCUCCGCUCCCAAAACUUCGAAAAACGCACAAAAGGCGACCUCAAAGAAGGCUUCUAUCUCGGCAAAGACCUCCCCCUAAACGACCCAUACGUCGUCCAGCGCCGCUUCGGCCACGGACCGAAUAAGUAUCCCUCCGAAGUGGCCGACGCUCAAGGCUUUCGCCGCGUCAUGGACGAGUACCACGACGCGAUGAUCGAGCUGGCUGUAGCCAUCAUGCAAGUUCUCGCGCGCACGCUCGGUCUAGACGAGCAUGCUUUUGGUGAUUUCUGUGAUCACCCCGUCUCUAUUCUUAGACUGCUUCGGUAUCCGCCCCAGGAGGAUGAUGCGUCGGAUCUGGAGAGAGGAAUCGGCGCGCAUACCGAUUUCGGCGCUAUCACCAUGCUCAUGCAGGAUGGGACGGGCGGGCUGCAGGUCUGGAAUAACCUCUCGUCUGAAUGGGUCGAUGUCACCCCGGUCCCUGGGGCGUAUGUUGUCAAUCUGGGGAAUAUGAUGAUGCGCUGGACGAAUGAUCGGUACUUGUCGAAUCUGCACCGCGUGAUUAAUACCAGUGGCAAGGAGCGCUUUAGUGUUCCGUUCUUUUUCUCGGGGAAUCCAAACUAUACUAUCCGGUGUCUUCCUGGGUGUGAGGAUACAGAUACAGGUACAUCAGAGGGUGGUAAAUAUCCCCCGAUUACCGUUCACGAGUGGAUGGCGGGGAGGUAUGCUGAUACUUAUGGGACGUCGGAGGGGAAGGCUAUUGGGGAGAUGCGCCAGGAGCCUGGUACGAUUAGGAUGUAG